ACAUUUAAAAAAAGUUAAAAUUUUCAAGCCAUUUUUAUCUUAAUAAAACCCUAAACAAAUCAAAUCCCCCCCUGCGACGUCCUCUGUCCUAAAACCCUAACCCCCAAAGAAGCCUCCGCUACAAUGGCGACCAUGCUCAAACUUCCAGCCGCCAGUUGUGCGAUUCUUCCUCCUCAGCAGCUGAAGCGGGCGUUCUUGGCUGGAGCUGCAACCACCAGAUUGGAUGCGGCUACCGUCUUCACUGCUCGGAGGCAAACACUUUCAUUGUCGUCGUCGUCAGCUGCAGCAACUGCAAAGGUGAUGUCAGUUUCAGCCGUACCCGGCCAAAGCGUUGAGCUUGAGCAGUCUCCCUCCAAGAACAAGAUUGACAUUCCUAUCAUGGUAAAUGGAUGUAGUGGCAAAAUGGGGAAGGCCAUCAUCCAAGCAGCAAAUUCUGCAGGACUCACCGUGGUUCCAGUUUCUUUUGGCUCCGCUGAGGAAUCUGGCCAAACCGUCCAAGUCGGUGCAAACGAGAUUCUAGUGCAUGGUCCUCAUGAAAGAGAAAGCACCCUUGCAUCCCUUUUCCAGAAAUAUCCCAAUUUGAUUGUCAUCGACUUCACCGUCCCUUCUGCGGUCAACGAUAAUGCAGAGCUAUAUUGCAAAGUUGGAGUGCCCUUCGUGAUGGGAACAACAGGCGGGGACAGGGAUCAAUUAUAUAAGACUGUAGAAGACUCAAAAGUCUAUGCAGUGAUUUCUCCACAGAUGGGGAAACAGGUUGUGGCAUUUCUUGCAGCCAUGGAUAUCAUGGCUGAGCAAUUUCCUGGAGCCUUCUCUGGGUAUUCUCUACAGGUGAUGGAAUCCCAUCAAGCAACUAAAGUUGAUGCAUCUGGAACUGCCAAGGCUGUUAUUUCUUGCUUCCAGAAGUUGGGGGUGUCCUUUGAUAUGGAACAGAUCCAAUUGAUCCGGGAUCCCCAGCAACAACUGGAGCUGGUGGGAGUUCCAGAGGAGCAUUUGUGUGGUCACGCAUUUCAUAUGUAUCAUCUGACCUCACCUGAUAAAACAGUUUCUUUCGAGUUUCAGCAUAAUGUUUGUGGUAGAUCAAUAUAUGCAGAGGGUACAAUCGAUGCUGUUAUUUUCCUUGCCAAGAAGAUUCAUUCGAAGGCAGACAAGCGCAUCUACAAUAUGAUGGAUGUCCUGCGAGAGGGUAACAUGCGAUGAUAGUUGGCUUUGUACGAAGGGUGUAGUCUGUAGUAGUAAAUUAACUAGUUUAAAAUAAUUGGAUCUGUUUGAGGAAAAUAGGGACAUAAGUUUCGGAUUAGUAGUUUUGACCUUAUCUUUGUCAGUUAUUGUUUUCCUUCCUGCUAAUGUUUUGUAGUUUGGUUGAAGGAAAUAUGAAUAUAUAAGUUUACGUUUA
Messenger RNA from Pyrus x bretschneideri (Chinese white pear), 1393 nucleotides. Its product is annotated as 4-hydroxy-tetrahydrodipicolinate reductase 2, chloroplastic. NCBI's taxonomy places the organism in Eukaryota, Viridiplantae, Streptophyta, Magnoliopsida, Rosales, Rosaceae. Gene Ontology annotation, cellular component: chloroplast stroma. Gene Ontology annotation, molecular function: 4-hydroxy-tetrahydrodipicolinate reductase activity; NADPH binding. The record is from RefSeq and is a predicted model, not a curated record. Bases 124 to 1197 code for a protein of 357 amino acids. The transcript has 8 exons.